GCCGCGCUGCGGGGGCCGCUCCCGCCCCUGCCCGCCCCCGGCGGUGCCGGUGCCCGGUCCCCCGGUCUGUCGGUCGGCGGGGCGGGCGGUGCCUGCGGCGGGCGGCGCGGAGGGAGUUUCCAGGAAGUGGCCAUAUUGGAUCCAUUGAGCCGGGAGCGCCGCGCCAGCCCGGCCAUGGCCGCCACCGACCUGGAGCGCUUCUCGAAUGAAGAGAAGAGGAACCUCUCCCUGGGGGGCCAUGUGGGCUUCGACAGUCUCCCCGACCAGCUGGUCAGCAAGUCUGUCACACAAGGCUUCAGCUUCAACAUCCUCUGCGUGGGUGAGACCGGCAUUGGGAAAUCCACACUAAUGAAUACGCUCUUCAAUACCACGUUUGAGACGGAGGAGGCCAGUCACUACGAGAGCGCGGUUCGCUUGCGGCCACGGACCUAUGACUUGCAGGAGAGCAACGUCCACCUGAAGCUGACGAUUGUGGACGCGGUUGGAUUUGGGGAUCAGAUAAAUAAAGAUGAAAGUUACAGGCCUAUAGUUGAGUACAUUGAUACGCAGUUUGAAAACUAUUUGCAAGAAGAGCUGAAAAUCCGCCGAUCUCUCUUCAACUAUCAUGACACGAGGAUUCACGUCUGCCUGUACUUCAUCACCCCAACUGGGCACUCGCUCAAGUCCUUGGACCUGGUGACGAUGAAGAAGUUGGAUAGCAAGGUGAACAUCAUCCCCAUCAUUGCCAAGGCAGACACCAUCUCCAAGAGCGAGCUGCACAAGUUCAAGAUCAAGAUCAUGAGCGAGCUGGUCAGCAACGGGGUGCAGAUCUACCAGUUCCCCACGGACGACGAAGCGGUCGCAGAGAUCAACUCCGUGAUGAACGCUCACCUGCCCUUCGCCGUGGUGGGCAGCACGGAGGAGGUGAAGGUUGGGAACAAGCUGGUGAGAGCUCGGCAGUACCCGUGGGGAGUGGUGCAGGUUGAGAAUGAAAGUCACUGUGACUUUGUGAAGCUACGGGAAAUGCUGAUUCGAGUCAACAUGGAAGAUCUUCGGGAGCAGACCCACACCCGCCACUACGAGCUGUACAGGAGGUGCAAGCUGGAGGAGAUGGGCUUCAAGGACACAGAUCCAGACAGCCAACCCUUCAGCCUCCAAGAAACGUAUGAGACCAAAAGGAAAGAGUUCUUGGGCGAGCUCCAGAAGAAAGAGGAAGAAAUGAGACAAAUGUUUGUUAACAAAGUCAAGGAGACGGAGGCAGAGCUGAAAGAGAAGGAGAGAGAGCUGCAUGAGAAAUUUGAGCACUUAAAAAGGAUACACCAGGAAGAGAAGAGGAAGGUGGAGGAGAAGAGGAGGGAGCUGGAGGAAGAGAUGAACGCCUUCAACAGGCGGAAAGUAGCGGUGGAAACCUUGCAGUCCCAAUCCUUGCAGGCUACCUCACAGCAGCCGCUGAAGAAGGACAAAGACAAGAAAAAUUAAUCUCACACAGACUUUCAGGCCAAGAGUGGACUUGGUGCUUUCAUGUGUUAAGUUGCUUGUUUCCCACCCCGUGACCCUUCUCAUAACAUUGUGUGAAUGGACCAAAGUGAAAGAGAACAUGAGCAUCUUCGGUGGCUGCAGCGAUGGCCUCGCUGCUGUGUGUACAGGACUGACAGGAGGUGUUAAGGAAGUAACCUGAUCAUGUACAUUUGGUUAAAAUCAACUAAUCCCUAAAGUAAGGUGUUUCAUUCUAAACCCAGUGAUGGAGCAGCUGUGUAUAGAGUGACCGUAACUGUCUGUCUCAGCUCAUCUUACCCACCAGCUCAAUGCUUGUGGUCUAGAGUUUCUGUUUGAAUUGGCCAAGGUGGCUGCCUGAGACUCGUCCACCUUCCCUGUCCACUCACAGACGUGAGGAGCGGUAUCAAGAACGCCGAAACAUUUAUUUUUCUAACAAAACUCUCAAUUUGAAUAAGUUUUUAGAAUGGGUAGAAAAACACAAUGCUUAGACUUUCCGCCCUGGGAAUCUUAGCCCAGUAAUUAUAUAUUUUAAUCCUGAAUUACUCUAAACACUUUCUACAUCAUUUAUAAUAUAUAUAUAUAUAUAUAUAAAGAGAGAGAGUGGUUAUGAAAAUUAACGGGACAAUGUUUAGAAUUUUCUUUACUGCUGAAGUAGAACAUUUAUAUAGAAAGAUUUUUCAUAAGAGUUUGUUGUAUAAUGUGGAACUACAGGAUUUGUGUAACUUUCCGUUUGUCACUUACCAACGUAUUUUACUGUUGUGGAAAAGUUAUUUAAGCGCUCACCUUUACUUUGACUCUUUAACCUUAAACUUCUUAUGUGCCUGAUAAGGAGAGUCCCCUAAUCCUGAGCUGUGCCCCUGUUUAUGGCAAUAGGCUCGUUCCUCUUAGAAGGUGCUUCCUUUGACGCUCCUCAUGCCAACGAAUCGCGGCCGUGUUUUCCUGGGUGACCGAGCUUAGAGCAAUAAUUACGAUCAAUAUUAUUCUUUUUUCCAUUUUGUGAUAAGGCAGGAUGAUAACUGAACAGAAUAACAGAAAAACAGUUGGACCCAAAUCCAUCCAUCCAUCAGAUAACAGGCUAAAAGAAAGCAAAUAUUUUAUAUUAACCCCACAUAGUGUCUUUAGAGUUUAUAAAAGCACCGGCUGGCUAAGUGUCGGGUGUGGGGGUGUGCGUUUUGAUUUAGUUAUUAAUGUCGCAGGAUAUCUCUGAUUUUGUUUUCUUAAAGACCUGUCUUUAAGCUGAGACGGCAGCGAGUUCCCCGAUGGACUCGCGAUGGGGAGCAGGGCCCCGCGCCCGAGCCGUCCCGGGCUCUUCUUCCACUCCCCUGUCCCAUUAAACCAGCUUGUUUUGGUUUCUUCCCCUAAAUACAUGCUCAGGUGUCAAACCGUUUUCAUCUGGACAUUGGCCAUUUAUAUGGAUAUAUUGAAAAUUACAUCAGCGCUACUUAGUGCUUGUAUGAAACAACCUCAUGAAGAUCUCGCAGGUACCUUUUAGAACAGGCUGUUUUUCAGAAUAAAAGUCAUGCACACGUAUUAGCAGUCUGCUGAAAGCUGGACGUUUGAUUUUUCAGGCUGUUCCUCCAGGUUAGGUGUGUUUUAAAGAGUAACUGUCCAAUGGUAGGAGGGCCCGUGUGUUUUGCUCAGAGAAGCGCACGAGGAGCCCAACCUGCUGCUCCAUGCACGGAGACAACCCCAGCUCACCCCGAUUGCAGCCCGGUCGUGCACCAACUUAGGGGCAGGAUUUGGAUUUGUUUUGCUAAUGAGAGAAACUCCAGUGCACUAAUUGGCCGAGUGAGCAGCGCUAUUCAGUUCGUUGUGUUGCUUCUCAAGGGCAACGCCACAAAAGCGGAGAUAGACCCAUCACUGCUGAUAUUGGGCUGCAAACGCCAUCGCUGCCCAGCCCCUCGUCUUCUCCCCAUCUCCUGCAGGGAGAUCUGGGCAAAUCUGUGCAGACCUGUGCAAAUGGUUCCAUCUGCCCUGGCUCAGCAGAGCUCCACCCUUUGCUCCUAGAAUAACAGCUCGUUCAGAAUAAUCAUAACGAAAGACUAAAAACCUUCAAACCCGUGGGCAUUGUGGAGAAAUUUCCAGCUUUUCUGAUGAAGACAUUCAGAAUGUAUGUAACAAUAUUUUAAUGAUUAUUAUUAUUAUUAUUAUGUGUACGUUGACUUUAUGUUGUGACAGACAUACCUUUCCAUUGUAGUAACGUGUUCUCCAGAGCAGUCAACAUCGUAACCUCCCUGAUGGCACUCGGUAGUUUUUCCUCUCCAGUACCUGAUUUUUCCUACAGGCUGACACAAGAUUUCAGUAUGUGCUAUAUAGGAUAGCUCUGUACCUUAUCUUUAUUUAACAAGUUACAAAUACAUGCUGAUGCGAAUCUCACUCCAGUCUGAAGAUUUACAUCUUCUAGGCUAGAAGUGAAAAGCCCUUCAGAAAUGAGCAAAGCUGUUCAGUUACCCACCUUUUAGCUGCUUCAUACAUUUAUCUGUAAAAGGUUCACGUUAAUGGGAAAAACUGUCUGUUUUUUCAAUCGUGUAAACAUUUGCCAUCAUGUAUGUUGUCUGCUUUCUAAUUUAAAGUGUGUUUUUGUGGCUCUGAGCUCUGUCGGUGUCACGUCGGAGGGGCCUCGGGGACCGGCCAGGGUUGCGGCCCCUCCACGUGCCACGUCCCUUUGCCAUUCCAAACGUGUUCACUUGUUUUGUUUAAUUUUCAGUUCUUUCCGCUCACUUUGUACUUUUUUUUUUUCUUUUUCUUUUAUUAAAUCUCAUGUAUUUUGA
Columba livia (rock pigeon) is the source of this 4247-nucleotide messenger RNA. It is a transcript of the gene SEPTIN8, whose product is annotated as septin 8. The record is from RefSeq and is a predicted model, not a curated record. Gene Ontology annotation, cellular component: septin complex; cell division site; septin ring. Gene Ontology annotation, biological process: cytoskeleton-dependent cytokinesis; intracellular protein localization. NCBI's taxonomy places the organism in Eukaryota, Metazoa, Chordata, Aves, Columbiformes, Columbidae. The transcript is spliced from 10 exons. Gene Ontology annotation, molecular function: GTPase activity; GTP binding; molecular adaptor activity. Bases 175 to 1458 code for a protein of 427 amino acids.